Molecule: messenger RNA, 629 nt
Organism: Scutellospora calospora
Lineage: Eukaryota; Fungi; Glomeromycota; Glomeromycetes; Diversisporales; Gigasporaceae
Source: the annotation of a GenBank genome assembly
ACAGCUGAAUCAUUAAGACGACCAUGGUGUAAAAUUGUGGAAUUCAUGGAAGAUGCUUCAAAUAAUAAAUCUAUAGAUUUAUCAAUAUUUGAAAAAUCAUCCUUUAUGAAGGAAAUGUUACAACAAUUCAACUUUCAAAAAAUACUUUAUAAAGAAUCUAAAGUGGCGAAAGUUUGUACUGCUAUCAAAGAAACCAUGGAAGAAAUUGCUUUAUGUUUAGAUAAAAUAUGUGUUAAUUAUCAUCAAGAAUAUAAAAGUCAUCUUUCUCGUAAAGAUUCUGAUUGUUUAGAUCCAGAAAAAGUUUCCCUAAUUGUGAUCGGAUUAUAUGAAGAUCUUUCGCGAUUUACACUUUCCUUUUAUAAAGAAGAUUCCUUAAAGACAUGUAUUUGCUAUGUCGAAAAAGCACAUAAAAUUGCCUAUAAAACUUCAUGCAUUGAAGGACUUCUUUGGGUCUCCAAUUCCUAUUAUCGAAUAGGGGCCUUCUAUCAUAAUAAUGAUCAAGCUCGACUUGCUGUCGAACCAAUACAAUAUUCAUGUACAAUUUUAGACCAAUAUGUAUGUAAAAUACAACAAAUUGGUGGUAAGACCUCGAAAAAUUUAGAGGCAACUCAAGUACAGUUAAGCAAAAG